AUGGACAAUUGUCAACUCAGUUCCCAGUCUGAGGACCUGAGCCCCCAGCUGAGUCCCUCAGGGUAUGCCCCGGAGGUAAUUGUAGAUGAUGAAGUUGCAGGACCAUCAGCCCCUAGGGCAGAGUCUAACCCCCUGCCUCAGUCUCCUGGGCGGAAGAGGGAUUGGUCAGCAGCAUUUGAGGAGGAGAGAAGCCCAGAAGCUGAGGAAAUCUGGGUCGUGGAGUCUCUGUGUGGGCUCAAGAUGAAGUUGAAGAGACAGCGGGUGUCAUCUGUGCUGCCUGAGCACCAUGAAGUCUUCAACAGGCUGCUUGAGGAUCCUGUCAUUAAAAAGUUCCUGGCCUGGGACAAAAACUUGAGAGUCUCGGACAAGUAUCUUCUGAGCAUGGUCAUUGCUUACUUUAGCCGAGCUGGGCUCUUCUCCUGGCAGUACCGCCGGAUCCAUUUCUUCAUAGCUCUCUACCUGGCCAACGACAUGGAGGAGGACAACCAGGCCCCCAAACAAGCCAUCUUCUCCUUCCUCUAUGGGAAGAACCACGCCCAGCGUCCAUUAUUCCACAAGCUAAAAUUUCAAUUUGUCAGAUUCAUGGGCUGGAGGACGAUGGUUUCCAGGGAAGAGUGUGAAGAGAUCCAGGCUUAUGACCCAGGGCACUGGGUGUGGGGGCGAGACCGCACCCUCAUUCCCUAG
Molecule: messenger RNA, 684 nt
Organism: Orycteropus afer afer
Lineage: Eukaryota; Metazoa; Chordata; Mammalia; Tubulidentata; Orycteropodidae
Source: RefSeq, a predicted model, not a curated record